AUGCAACAUACAUCGUCAACGCCUCCACCAUUAAUUGAAAAUUGUCAAAUUUUACCUAUGUCUACAACAACGAUAUCAGAAAUUUCCAAAUCUAAUGAUAAUCAUUAUACAUCACUUUUAUUAAAAAAGAAAUUAGCCAUAUUUGAUAGUGCAUCAAAAAAUACAACAACAGAAGUCAGUAUCGCAAAUGAUACUAUCGUUAAUCCUGUUUCUUUAAUCAAACCAUCAAGUACAACUUUAUCACUCAAUGAGAAUGAACCUGUGAAAAGUGCCAGUCGACGUCGUAAACCACUUCGUCCUUGGUCAUUGUCUGCACGUGGUGAAAGACCGAAUUCUAACAAUUGUAUCAAUCAUUCGAUUGAACCCAUCAGUGAUAACGAUGAUGAUGAUGAUGAUGAUGAUGAUAAUGAUAAUCAAAUGGAAAUGAAAUAUUCACCUGUGAAUCAUGAAACAACAAAUAGUAAUAUGGAAGAAAGUGAUGAUCAAGAUAUUGAAUGGCCAAAAUGUUUAUCAACAAUUGAAGAAAUUCUUAAAAUGUAUGUUGAAACCAAUCGAGUAGUACAAUGUGUUCGCUGUGGUACAAAUGCUAAUCAGGAUAAUCUACUCGAACAUGUAUCUAUUCAUUAUCCAUACAAAUGUUAUUCAUGUGGUUUCUAUUGUGAUUCAUCAUCGAGUCUUGACGAACACAAUCGAACACAUACACCAUCGAGCCAAACAAAAUCCAUAAUGGAACAAUUACCGGCACCUGCUGUACCUGUAUCAACUUCAAUAAAAUCAUCUGAAUCAUUAAAUGGUACUAAUACGACGAGUAAUAACAGUGAAAAAUCAACUCCACCUAGUAAAGCCAAAGUUCAUCGAUGUCGACAAUGUUCAUUUGUAUCCAGUGUUAAGGAAGAUUACUGGGCACAUCAUCGAGUACAUAUACGAGCUGAUAAAAUACUUGAAUGUCCAAGUUGUCCAUUUGUUACUGAAUAUAAACAUCAUCUUGAAUAUCAUUUACGCAAUCAUCUUGGUUCUAAACCGUUUAAAUGUUCUAAAUGUGAUUAUGCAUGUGUUAAUUUAUCUAUGUUACGUUCACAUAAAAAAUCUCAUUAUCGCCAUCUUUUAUUUAAAUGUUCAAACUGUUCAUUUGAAUCAAAACAGUAUCAAGCAUUACAAGAACAUUUACAAAUUGAAGGACACGAACCGUAUGUUGAUGAAAAUAUUGAAGAAUUUCUCAAAGAAUAUGCUAAUGGAAAUAUGAAUAAUCCAACUAAUAAUAAUAAUAAUCCGACUAGUAAUUCUCCGCCACCAUCAAUCACCACGGGAGCAGCACAAAAAACUAAUACUCGUUCAUCAAAAAAACGUAAGACGGCACCGACAACCAAUACACCAGUUAUUGUUAAACGUACUUCAUCAACAUCGUCAAUGGGCUCGUCGGGUGCAGCCAUGUCACCAAUAUCAAAUGACGAACGUCAAAUAGAUUCCACGAAUCAACAAACAACAACACCAUUGUCGACGCCAUCAUUACCACUUGUUUGUAGUCUUUGUGAUUAUGUUGCUGCAUCGAAAGAAGGACUUGGUGUACAUUUAUUUCAGCAUGCUUGUAAAAAAAGUGACUUACUCAAUCGAUCACUUCUAGCUAGUGCAACGGUAGAUUCAACAACAAAAUUAAUGGAAUUAUUCAAUGGAAAACUUGGAUCAUUUAAUAAUGGACAGUUAAAUGACUUUAUCGCUCCAUAUCAACAAUUUCUUACUCAACAAAUCCAAUCUCAUUUAUCAUCGACCAGUGUAUUAUCAUCAAUGCCUACAAGUGUCCAUUCCUAUCAUCUCGAUAAUAAUAAUAACCAUGCACCGGCACCACCAUCUUUACUUAAUGGUGGUUAUUCGUUAUUGUCAUCGUGUAUUAAGAAUGAAUCGAAUGAAAAUCAUCUUCCAUCAUCAAAGCUCGAUACCAAUGUAAAACGACAACGAAAAGGACAAGCGCCAUUUAAAUAUUCAGCUGAUACUAGUCAUGAUGAACAUUCAAAUGAAUUCAUAAAUCGUCAUGAUCAACAAACACAAGUUGAUGAAUGUCAAAUAAAACGUUUAUUUGAAUGUUUUCAUUGUGAAAUUAUUUUCAAAGAUUUUGCAAUGUAUUGUACACAUAAACAGUUACAUUAUUCGCCUGAUAAUCCAUUUCGUUGUGCCCAAUGUGGAGAACAAAAAGCCAAUAAGUACGACUUUUUUGUACAUGUUGCUCAACAAGCCCAUGAACUAACCUGA
Rotaria socialis is the source of this 2244-nucleotide messenger RNA. The record is from the annotation of a GenBank genome assembly. Lineage: Eukaryota; Metazoa; Rotifera; Eurotatoria; Philodinida; Philodinidae.